Molecule: messenger RNA, 879 nt
Organism: Daucus carota subsp. sativus
Lineage: Eukaryota; Viridiplantae; Streptophyta; Magnoliopsida; Apiales; Apiaceae
Product: vacuolar iron transporter homolog 4
Exons: 1
Coding region: 89-727 (212 amino acids)
Biological process (GO): intracellular manganese ion homeostasis
Cellular component (GO): membrane
Molecular function (GO): manganese ion transmembrane transporter activity; iron ion transmembrane transporter activity
Source: RefSeq, a predicted model, not a curated record
CCACAGAGCCAUCUAUUCCAUAAGCAAUCUAUUUUCUCAUCUUUUUCCUCUCCUCUCAAUACUUAUUUGAUCCUUGUUUUUAGUCCUAAUGGCUGCCCAAAAUGAUAUCCAAAUUACUAUUCUGAAGAAUGACAGUGAGAAAUAUGAAUGCCAAAUACCUGAUAAGGAAGACUUUGAUUACUCUCAAAGAGCACAAUGGUUACGAGCUGCUGUCUUAGGAGCCAAUGAUGGAUUGGUUUCUGUUGCUUCCCUAAUGAUGGGAGUUGGAGCUGUUAAAAAUGAUGUUGCAGCUAUGAUCCUUACUGGUUUUGCUGGCUUAGUUGCCGGUGCAUGCAGUAUGGCAAUCGGGGAGUUUGUCUCUGUAUACUCUCAGCUUGACAUAGAGGUGGCUCAGAUGAAAAGAGAGAGGAAGGACUUGGAAAAUGAACAGAGUAAUGAGAAAGAAAAGCUACCAAAUCCCUUCCAGGCUGCUUUUGCAUCGGCUCUUGCCUUCACCUUAGGAGCCUUAGUGCCAUUACUUGCUGCUUCGUUUAUUGAAGACUAUAAAGUCAGGCUUGUUGUGGUGAUUGUUGCAGUAACCUUAGCUUUGGUUCUCUUUGGAGGAGCUGGAGCUGUAAUGGGAAGGACUCCCAUCCUGAAGUCCUGCGUAAGGGUGCUCAUUGGAGGCUGGGUAGCAAUGGGCAUUACCUUUGGCUUAACCAAGUUAAUUGGCUCUAAUGGACUGUAAACAAGAUCACUGAUGAACUUCUCUUUUGAUCAGAUGCCAGACCUUGCCACACAUGAACAAGAUCAGUUAUUAAGUUUCUUUCGUAUGUUCUUAUCGCUGUAAUUCUGUUUCCUUCGUAUCUUCUGUUAAUAAAAGGAUAUAUCAUAUUGGAA